Molecule: messenger RNA, 1218 nt
Organism: Adineta ricciae
Lineage: Eukaryota; Metazoa; Rotifera; Eurotatoria; Adinetida; Adinetidae
Source: the annotation of a GenBank genome assembly
AUGGAUAUGAAGCGUCUCUAUAGCGUCGAGGCCAUCGUUAGUCUUCUGAUGGUUUUGAUCGCUUAUUUUAUAUCAGUACGUCUGGUUGUGUUAAUUCUACUGUUUCUUCUCGCAUUAUUAAAUGUUUGCAAAGCGCCUACUUCCACUUUUUGGUUAGUAGCAGUGAUAGUCAAUGAAUAUUCCGCAAUUUUCAUCGCUUUGACCAUUAUCACACUAUCAACUGGUGUUCAAGACGGUUUUUGUACUCUACUGGGAACAGUACUAGGUCUCAUUGCUGUAACAUUGUUUUUCUCUCCAAUUUUACGAGCCUAUUUGAUCUCUCAAUCCUUAUCCAAAGAUAUGAAGAAAGCAUUUACACGUGAUUCGAAUUCAUCAAUCAAUAGCCAACCAUUUCCUAGUAAUGAAUCUUUCAGUGUUAGUAAAUUAUUUCGAUUCGUACUUAAAAUGCCGUAUCGUACAUAUACCUAUGUAACUUAUGAUGAUACUAGUUUAACGUUAGAUUUUUAUCCAGCGAGUGUUUCUGGCAAACGACCUUGUGUUGUUGUUAUCCAUGGAGGCUCUUGGACAAGUGGUGAUAGUAAACAAUUGCCUGAACUUAAUAGUCGUCUAGCAACGGCUGGUUAUCAUGUAGCUGCAAUUUGCUAUCGAUUAGCUCCGCGAUGGCAAUAUCCGACACCAAUUGAAGAUACCAAAGCAGCAUUAGACUACUUGCGAAACCAUGCUGAUGAAUUGAAUAUUAACAAGGAAAAUUUUGUGCUUCUCGGUCGUUCAGCUGGCGGACAAAUCGCAUUACUAACAGCUUACAAAUUCAAAGAAUUAGGUAUAAAAGGUGCAAUCAAUUUCUAUGGGCCAGCUGAUAUGGUUUGGGGUUAUUUCACGCCGACAAAUCCAUUAGUAUUGAAUUCGUUUCGCGUACUCGAAAGAUAUCUCGGUGGAAGUUAUUAUGGUUUGGAAGAAAAAUAUCGUGACAGUUCACCAAUUGAGUUCGUCACUGAAGCAACAGUACCUACGCUAAUGUUUCAUGGCGGACUUGAUCCAUUAGUAUUCGAUGAACAUAAUUAUCGUCUAAGUAGGAAAUUAAAAGAACACAAUGUUCCGCAUUAUUUCCUUCAACUUCCGUGGGCAACACAUGGUUUUGAUUAUCAUUUGAAUGGUCCCGGUGGUCAAUUGUCAACUUAUGCAAUCGAAUAUUUCUUGCAUGUGGUUACUAACCAAUAA